Messenger RNA from Plutella xylostella (diamondback moth), 351 nucleotides. Lineage: Eukaryota; Metazoa; Arthropoda; Insecta; Lepidoptera; Plutellidae. The record is from RefSeq and is a predicted model, not a curated record.
AUGUUUGUGCAAGUGGCCCUAAAGUCUAAGGACCUGUUCCACCCUGACGUGCCGAGUCCAGAGGCGCCUAUACUCAGAGAGUACAAGCACUGGAUACUAGGCAACGUGCAAGGUGGCCGCAGCUACCCACUGGUGGUAUAUCAGGGCCCGGCGCCCCCAUCCGUGUCCCCGCACCGGUACAUCGUGCUGGUGUAUCAGCAGCCAGGGUCUUUGUGCUUCGAUGAGCCCAGGAUCACUAAUCAGACUUCAAACGUGUUUCGCUACGGUUUCAGAGUGCAGUCAUUUAUUCAGAAGUAUAACUUAAGAGGACCUGUAUGCGGUACGUUCUUCUACGGUAAAGCCAAUUACUGA